Messenger RNA from Aspergillus versicolor CBS 583.65, 576 nucleotides. RefSeq lists its product as uncharacterized. NCBI's taxonomy places the organism in Eukaryota, Fungi, Ascomycota, Eurotiomycetes, Eurotiales, Aspergillaceae. Bases 1 to 576 code for a protein of 191 amino acids. The record is from RefSeq and is a predicted model, not a curated record. The transcript has 2 exons.
AUGGAACGGGCUUAUCGAGUUAUUGAUCUCGUGCAAGCACACGCCGUAGACACCAACGGCAUGGAGGUAUCGAUUUCUGAAUUUGGCUUCCUUGGAUCGUACGACGAGGCCCAUUCUCGCAAUCACGAAGACAAGGUUGGGGCCAUGUGGUCCGUGAUCCUCGCAAUCGCCUUUCCAGUGACAGAAGGCUACAUCAACGCGCCUCAGCACGAAGUCGCAAAUCGGUUUACAGAUUUUACCACAAUGCACUGGCAACGCAAUGCCCAUGACAAACCCUACAGCCGGGAAUUCCUUAUCACAGAGACCAAAAAGGCCAUUAUCCCAACCCCGGAAUCCCAUUGGCGAGAUGCGGAGGGGCAGUUGAAAGGCUACCUCGACAGAUGCUACAGAGAAGAGGGCGGCACAGACAUACUAUAUGGCAUAGUAGCCAUAGGCCGGUGGGCGAAGUUUUACACCUAUGAGGGGCAGUCCGGGGAGCUGGAGCUCAUGGACGAUGAAAAGGAACCGUUCCACGUCAAGAGGAAUGCGGACGUUAUUAUAGAUCGCCUAGAACGUAUCAAGAGGGCCCAGCAGUAG